UCGGCAGUCUUCACCAAUGCUGAGUGACAGAUCUCUGGCAUAUAAACCCGGGGGUGGGGGGGGAAACGUUUUACCUUGCCAAGGGCUCAUGACUUUGGAUUACCUUUUGGCAAGCAACCACACAUUAACACCUUAUCGUUGUCGAAUAAUCCCGCGAAAAGUAAUGACUCACGUUUACUGAGCCACCUAGCAUAUAAACACUGUUGGUUUUGAAGUUGAAAAUUUUCCCCUUUAGUGCAAAAUUAGUGCAGUUGCUUCAGUUUUGUCUGGGCCGUUUAGAAGCUUAUGUGGACACGGGCUGCAUGAAGUGAAGACAACAGCUCGUGCUCGACAGAUGAUACAAAGCCAUGGGCAAGUUCCUGAAGCCGGGCAAGGUGGUGCUGGUGCUGGCUGGGCGUUACGCCGGACGCAAGGCCGUCAUCGUCAAGAACCAGGAUGAGGGCACGGCAGACCGGCCGUACGGGCACGCUCUGGUCGCCGGUAUCGACCGCUACCCACGCAAGGUGACGGCGCGCAUGGGCAAGAAGAAGCUGGCGAAGCGCUCCAAGGUGAAGAGCUUCGUGAAGGUGUUCAACUACAACCACCUCAUGCCCACCCGCUACUCGGUUGACAUCCCUCUGGACAAGACGGUGGUGAACAAGGACGUGUUCCGGGACCCAGCGCUCAAGCGCAAGGCACGCCGCGAGGCCAAGGUCAAGUUUGAGGAGAGGUACAAGACUGGAAAGAACAAGUGGUUCUUCCAGAAGCUGCGGUUCUAAUCUUGUCCCAGAACAAUGCGCAAUAAACAUACAUCCGGCUCUCCAGAACGUUAUUA
Petromyzon marinus (sea lamprey) is the source of this 814-nucleotide messenger RNA. RefSeq names its product ribosomal protein L27 (gene RPL27). NCBI's taxonomy places the organism in Eukaryota, Metazoa, Chordata, Hyperoartia, Petromyzontiformes, Petromyzontidae. Gene Ontology annotation, cellular component: ribosome. Gene Ontology annotation, molecular function: structural constituent of ribosome. The record is from RefSeq and is a predicted model, not a curated record. Gene Ontology annotation, biological process: translation.